GCUAACACAUUAUGUAUGGAUUUGUUUGCUAGAGCACCGCUGGCACCUUUCGAGGGUGGUGGUGUAUGUGAUGAUCUUGACGGUUCUGAGACAUCCUCAUUAGUUACUGACACUGACCAUCAAAUAAAACGAGUUUCGUCGAUCCCAUUCGAUGCUAGCUUCUCUUUUGAAGAUUCACUCACUGACCUUAUUGGGAAUUUUGAUGAAAAGGUAUAUCAUUGUUUCGAAAAUUUUGACGUGGACCCUGAAAACGCACAAAAGAUUAAUUUUUCAGGAAAUGUUCCAACUUUAAAUGACGUUAACUGCGAAAGAGUUCGUACCCACUGAAUCUUACCCGCUUCAUAGCUUACCAAGUAACGUUAAUUUGUAUGAUCUCGAUCAAUUCGAACUUGCAGAUGCCGAUGGAAUAACUGAAGAUGGAGUUAUAAAAACAAGUUUGUUACAAACAUGCAGUGCUUUAAAUUACUCAAACGAAUCUAUUUAUUCAGGACGAGGCACUGUUACUACUUUAUCCUUGUCAUCCGUGUCAGUUAGUCCUCGUUCAUCAACACUUGAUGGAGGUUUUCCAAAUACAUUGGCCCAAAUCCCCGAUAGUGGAAUCUCAAACACCGACGAAGAGCUAAACAGUUACUUUAAAGAUUUUGAUGAUGAAAACAUCCUUGACAUUUUUCAAUCUCACCAUCCUUCCCUACCUUUGAAAAAAACUCAAAGUUGGGUAGAUGACCUUCAGAAUUUGAAAACCAGCGUUCUCAAGCUUUAUGUUCAGCAAAUGAAUGACGAAAUUAUGCAACUUUCAGAUUGCUUAGUGGAUUCUCUAGCGGAACGAGACGAGCUUUUAAUGCUUCGUGAAGCCAGUGAUGACUUUAUUAUAUUACUUAACUUGGUCCACGAGCGAAAAACUCAGGCAUCCAAAGCAGCUCUUCUAGCAACAGCCAAAAGCUUGAUUCGUUCCAAAACUUUGUUUCGUGUCACUACUCCUUGGUUUACUAAAAGACCACAUAUAUCUGCUUCUAGUACACUGUCGUUAGUUGGAUCUCAAGAUAUCGAGAAACCAGGCACCACAUCACUUGUCAGAAAUGAACCAAACCCAGUAAAUUCAGUUCAUUUAGAUUUACAAAAUAAUUCUGUUGCUUAUGUCGUCUCCCUUAAUCUUCAUUCAAAACUAAGAAGACCCAGAACACAACCAAUACAUGUUCACAGGAAAAAUCAAUCAGAUGUUAAGAGUGUUUCUAACUCAGUCAGUUCGAUUGAUUCUAGGCAACUAAAUGAAUCACAUCUAUCUAAAUGUGCUGAUUUAUCUUCAGAAAGCAUUAAAUCAAUACCUACCAGACAAGCAAAAAUACGAUAUGAAGCUCUCGUGAAUUUGUGCAACUCUACUAAUUGGCCGAACGGUAAACCGCAAAAUAGUCGAUCCUUACUUUUAUGUAUACCCUAUCGAAUCAAACCGGGCGUUGGAAUUUCCAUUCAAGAACUACGUCUACUAAAUCAAAGUGAGUUUUUAGAAUGAAAUUAGCCCAUAAAGUUAAUGUCUACUAGUCUUAGCUAUAGAAUCCGUGAUAUAAUCGACACCUGCGGUUAGAAAUACUAGGUUAUAUGGUUUGUCAGUCAAAUUGAUAAAGUUGGAUUUAUUGCAGAUUUUCCUUGAUAUAAUAAGCUUAAUAUUGUUUCAUACUUUUGACCCGUCUUCCUCAUUUUUUAUAUUUAUCGUUACAGUGUAACAAACAGUAUUUUCACUCGUGCUUUUCAUCUACGUAAUUUCCUCUCUCACUCUACUGCUGAAUGGUGUAGUAACUUGGUUCUUUAUGCUACUGUUCUUGAAAACCCCAAAAUAGAAAAAUUACUCGAAAGUUACAUAAUGAACGUUACUAAUUCUAACGACAUCGCUAACUGGAUAAAAACUGUUGAACCUCUUCGAUGUUAUGAUUCUAAAAAGUUGAAUGGUGUUUCAUGCCAAAAUCAACAUCGUAAUCAUCUCCUAUCGACAUCAAUGCAAACUCAAUGUGCUUGAUUGUCUUUCAUAAUUCAUCGUUUUUCCUCUUGCUUCCAUUUUGAUUUACAAAGUAUAUUGCAUUUUCCAGAAAUUUUUUCAAUGCUUAGUGUGUGGAUUUAAAGCUAAAAUUUUUAUUGGCAUUAAUAACCAAUUCUCGAAUUAAAUAUCCUGGCCAGUGUAUGCAUUCUAUUACUUUCAACAAAUUACAAUCAAGUUUUGUCUAAUGCCUACAGCUUUUACUACAUUAAAAUUGAACAAGAUUUGAUUUACUACUUACAUAUUUAUAUCUAUACGUAAUUUUAUGUCAUCAAGUUGACACUGGUGCUUUUUUUAACUUCAUUUUUUCCUCAUCUCUUUAAAUUUUAUCCACUUGUCAUGUAAUUGCAUUGAUUGAUCUUUUUUCGGUUACCACACUUAUUUACUUUUGCUGUUUUGUUUUUAUAUGAAGUCAACGUUAGAGACAAGUUUCUAUCAAUGCUUUUAUUGUAUAUCACACAAUAAAGACAUUUAUUAACAUGCUUUCGUCAACUAUAUUAUUAGUAGGGAAACAGUGUUCAUAAUUCUUGCUCACUAUUGGCUUCGGUACUAAAGAUGGUUAUAAAUUGUUCUUUGUUGUCAAGAUAGCCUUUUUAAGUUUAUUUAUAUAUUACAUAUUCUUUGUUCAUUCUUGGCAUUACUAUAUGCGCUUGAAAAAAUGCGUGUUACUUUCAUCUUCCUGUGAAUUGUGCAAUAUUUUAUUGUUUUAAUUAUGUC
Schistosoma intercalatum is the source of this 2743-nucleotide messenger RNA. NCBI's taxonomy places the organism in Eukaryota, Metazoa, Platyhelminthes, Trematoda, Strigeidida, Schistosomatidae. The record is from the annotation of a GenBank genome assembly.